Messenger RNA from Cuculus canorus (common cuckoo), 1127 nucleotides. RefSeq names its product transmembrane protein 17 (gene TMEM17). Gene Ontology annotation, biological process: non-motile cilium assembly. The record is from RefSeq and is a predicted model, not a curated record. Lineage: Eukaryota; Metazoa; Chordata; Aves; Cuculiformes; Cuculidae. Gene Ontology annotation, cellular component: ciliary transition zone.
GCGGAACUCCGCUCGCCUCCUCCCCGCCCCGGGAGCCGCCUCUCCCCUGUUCCGGUCCCGAGGCACCCAGGGCCCAGCCCCCACCCCGCAGCAUGGCGCUGCCCGAGCCCCUCAGGCGGCGCCUAGGCUCCUUCAGCCGCACCGUCUUCACUGACGGGCACCGCACCGGCCCGCCGCCACCCGUCGGCCGCGCAGAUAUGAAUGAAAUACUUUCCAGUUUACCACUGCAGAUGUCUCUCUACUUCAACGUUUAUUAUUUUCCAUUUUGGUGGCUCAGCACGGUUGUUAUGCUCCAUCUGAAGUAUCCAGUCUUGUCAGAUUACUACAAGUUCAUCCUGAUCACAGUCAUGAUCCUAGCCUCUCUAAUAGAGGUCAUUCGACUCUACCUGGGAUACAUGGGCAAUCUGCAGGAGAAGGUCCCUGAGCUGGCUGGGUUUUGGCUUCUGAGUCUCCUCCUGCAGUUACCUAUGGUUCUUUUCUUGCUAUUUAAUGAAGAUCUAAAAAUUCAGCCACUGGAACGAGCAGUCCAUAUUGUCUUUGUCCUCUUCCUCACUUUCCAAGUCAUUGCAGCCUUUGUCACCUUGAAGAAAAUGGUGAACAAACUGGCAACUCACUUCUCCCUUAAUGAAUUUGACCAGCUGGAGGAAUAUCCUCUGCCUCAUGUUUACAGCCUGGGUAAAGGAGAGAGACAAGUUUCCAUGGCUGUCCCAAGUGCUGGCUGGGCGUCACCCUCUGAAGCCCUGAGGAGGUAACAGAGGGGCCCUCAUGUUGCCACAGCUCUGUUUCGAUUUUGUUGUGCCAUUUUUUAAUCUCUCUGUUGUAGGAAGAUGAGAGAAAGAUCUUGUUGAAGAGCCAACAUUAAACCUCAGAGAUUGGAGCUCCACUCAGAAAGAAAAAUCUAAGCCAAUUGCAUAAUAGGCUUGAGUGGACUACUUGUUGGUACUCUACGCAGUAACAGUCAAGGUAGAUGUGAUGGGUUUUACAUUUUACAAAGUCAUGUGGCUUUUUUUUUUUAAAAAAAGCCUUUUUUUCCUCACUGUUUGCACAGAACUGUUAUGUUUACAAUAAAUCUUUUAUACAUGUUUUUAUUUGAUCUAGUUUAUUUUGAUUUAUAUUAAUUUUUUCUC